AUGACAAGGCUCACUGAAGAUGCCGGAGAAACGUCUAGGAAUAUAAGUGCCCAACGCGAAACAAAGCGCAUCUCCGACCUCUGGUUGCAUGAGGUCUACACGGUGCAUCUGGCCGCCAAUACCUGUCACGGCGAAGGUGUCCGCUCGCCUGCCUUCCAUCUGCCUCCACUCUACGACGGCCUUGUGCCGGGCGCCAACCGACAACAUCGGCGUUUCGAAUUGAUCGUCACUAGCGAUUCAGCCUAUGCACAUGGUGUUGAGCUGGAUCCGGAGGGCCGACCACUGGCUCGAACAGGGUCGGGCAAGCAGACUGCCGAUCUACUGAAGGGGACCAGUCAGUCGGCUCUGGCCGCCUUACACGACGCAUCCAUCGGACAAGUGUCGGAAGCACAGCAAGUCAGCUUCUACUGGCAGAUUGGUCUGUCCUGUCUUCUGGCACUUUUCUUUGCCACACUCGUUCUCUUGAUCCUCUUCGCCUUUAUCUGUCGCAGACGCAAUCGCCUACGUCGCGAUGAGUUGUCCGGCAAACGGAAACACACCUCAACAAUCUCAUCAUUGCCGCCCGGCGUCGGCUCGUCGGCGUCUCCGACAUCUGCCGGCCUCCUCACGCCUCACGCAACUGCCGCACUCCAGCAUCAGCACUUAGGGCCCAAUAAUGGCCGUCUCCCAGUGAAUGGCUGUAGUUCUUCGGCAUCUUCGCCCAACAACAACAACUAUGGCUUCACUGUGGCCCCCUCGACCUUUGCCGACACAAGCCUGAUUGCUGGGGCGAUGGGGCAGCGUUCGCUAGCUUCUGUUGACUCCACCACGAAUCCCGCAUUUCACCUGACCCCCCUGCUUUCGGCCAUGCCAACUACCAGCGCCACGCCGGUUGUUGCCAUGGGACAAUCGUUAGACGACCACGCCAAUUGGCCCGGCGUCAGUCUCGCCCUCUCGGGACUCGGCCUCGGUAUGGCCGGACUCGAGACCAGUUCGGUCGGUGAACUCAUCGAGUCGAUGGGGAACGGUGCUCUUCUGAGUACACCCGUGUCGCGCAGCCACUUGCCGCAUGUGCCAGUGCCGCCGGGCUUUCCUCCGCCGACCGUCCAGCACCAUUUGGCCGCAGCCGCGAUGGCAGCAGCCAUGCAGACGGGGGCUUCGUUUCCCGGCCUCUAUCCAGUGCCUCAGCCUGCGCCACGGCCUUCAGCAGGUGCCAACGACCUUGUCGAGCCGGUAGACCUUCGGCAGAUGGAUCUAAUUGCCCAGAGCGAUCCGACCAUUGGACUGCUCUCCGAUGAGGCGGGCGGCUAUGCGGUACCUGUGGUGCCUUCUCCGGCAUACUCUACUGGCAGUACUGCAUUGGCUUCUGGCAAUACAUGUAGGUUCUGA
Messenger RNA from Protopolystoma xenopodis, 1368 nucleotides. The record is from the annotation of a GenBank genome assembly. NCBI's taxonomy places the organism in Eukaryota, Metazoa, Platyhelminthes, Monogenea, Polystomatidea, Polystomatidae.